Drosophila ananassae is the source of this 568-nucleotide messenger RNA. RefSeq lists its product as uncharacterized. Bases 103 to 525 code for a protein of 140 amino acids. The record is from RefSeq and is a predicted model, not a curated record. The transcript has a single exon. NCBI's taxonomy places the organism in Eukaryota, Metazoa, Arthropoda, Insecta, Diptera, Drosophilidae.
AUGUGAAAAAAUCAGAAAAUAUUGUUGCAGUCGAGAGCACGCAGUGAUUUUCAGGCGUGCAUUUUUAAAAACUCAAAAAGCAUCUAAAAUAUAUAUUCCAAAAUGCCAAAAUCACUCAAAACAUUACUAAUCCUUUCAAUUUUGCCCAUUAUUACCUUGGCAAUUGAUUACGAGGAUACUAUACUGAAAUACCGCGCUUCGCCAAAGCUCACAGGUCCUGUUAAGCUGCUCCACGAUCCUGACGACGCCAUUUUGAAUAAAUUGGACGCCGCGAUGGAAAAGAUAUCCGCCAUUUAUAUGCAGGCAGUUUUUGCGGGAACCCACACACCGGAGAUGGAGGCGCCACUGCGUGUCCUCGAAAUGGAACUAUUUGAACUACUGGAUCAGCUAUACAAGCAGAAUCGUCUCAAGGACUAUAUGAAGUACGAGGCGGAAGUGACGCGACAAAUGAUAAUCUACAAUAUGCUGAAGAGAUUGUUUGGAUACACGCAGGAUAGUGUGGAAGUAGCGCCAGGAAGCUUUUGAUUUAUUUCUUCAAUAGAAACUAAUUAUUAAUUAAGCUAUUAAU